This is a messenger RNA of Meloidogyne enterolobii, 879 nucleotides long. NCBI's taxonomy places the organism in Eukaryota, Metazoa, Nematoda, Chromadorea, Rhabditida, Meloidogynidae. The record is from the annotation of a GenBank genome assembly.
AUGUCUUCAACUUCUUUAAGUACAGCCACCUCUUCAUCUUUUACUGAAGGCGAUGAAAUCGGAAAAAUGUUUGAUAUUUUGAGAGCAUUUAUUUCACACAGAAAUGACCAAGACACAACAAUUAGAAAAUUGAGAAACAUUGUGGAUGGUUCUUCGAAGAAUGCAUCUGUAUUUUUCGAUGUGCUUGUAGCUCUUCAACCAGAAUUUGAUGAGGAACGCAAACGAAAAGAAGAAAAUGAUGUGGAGAUUAGGCGUUUUUUGGAGCAGUUAGGAAAGGAGAUUUUACCUUCUGAAGUUCUCUCACUGGAAUUAAAUGCUUUAGGGGCAGAAGAACAAGCAACAAGAUCGAGAAUUGUUAAAAGCAAAACUAGGAUUUAUUAUAAACAGUUAAAAUUUAAUUUAUUACGGGAAGAGAGUGAAGGUUAUGCAAAACUUAUAACAGAACUUCUACAUCCUUCGUCUAAAAGUGAUGAAAUGAUUUUAACUGUUGAUUGCUUAAUUGGUCAAUUUAAUCUGGAUCCAAACAGAGUUGUUGAUAUUAUUCUUGAAUGCUUUGAAUAUGCCCCUAAUGAAUAUCAACGUUUUGUACGACUAAUACGUGAUUUUAAUGUCGAUCAAAAAGAUUUGUUUUCAAUUUUGGCUUUGAAAUUUAUUUUUUGUCAGCGUGCAGAAUACACUCCAAUGUCUCUUUAUCGCCUCUCUUCAAUAUUAGCCCAAGAAAAUUUAGUUGAUAUACUUGCAGUAUUUAAUUUAGCAACACCUACACAAAAAGAAGCAAUUGAAGAUUGUAAAACACUAGCAGAAUUAAUUAGAGUUCGAUCUGUCCGUGCUGAAACAAUUUCUUCUAGCGGAGUUUGUUUAAAAAAAUUUUUUGUGUGA